Molecule: messenger RNA, 1143 nt
Organism: Fomitopsis serialis
Lineage: Eukaryota; Fungi; Basidiomycota; Agaricomycetes; Polyporales; Fomitopsidaceae
Product: alpha/beta-hydrolase
Exons: 6
Coding region: 351-1115 (254 amino acids)
Molecular function (GO): hydrolase activity
Source: RefSeq, a predicted model, not a curated record
GUCCUUGGCAACCUCCCUCAACAAGUCCCUCAACAUAUCAUACGCUAGUCCUUUGCUGGUAGCCAACGCAAAGCCAACGCCAUGUAAAUUCGGUGUCUCACUCGCUGGUUUGUUUGCUGAGAGCGCGGGUUCUGAAGCUCUCCUGAGGAGCGAGUCCCGGCGGCCACGGCACGUGAAGAUGUCGGGACUGCCGAGGCACUUCAUCACUCAGAUUGAGUGGGUGCUAUUUCCGGCACACUGAAUAAAGGACCCCAGCAGGCCCACAGACGAAAGCAGUCCGCCCCCUACAGACGCGACUCGAUCCCUGCACUCGAUCCCGAGUUGACUGUAGUCGUCCUGCGUGACAACUAAUGUCUGAACCAGUGUGCAAAGACUGCAUCAGCGGUGUCCACCACGAGGGUGUCCCAGAAGGGAAAACUGAGCAGAUCGGUGGAGUCGAGUGUUAUGUUGCUACGCCCACUAGCGAGUAUGCGAAAGAGAAGGUCGUCCUCUUCCUCCCGGACGUGUUCGGCGUCGCGCUCGUCAACAACAGACUCCUCGUUGAUGACAUUGCGCGAAAUGGCUUUUGGUGCGUCAUGCCGGAUUACUUCGAAGGAGAUUCGAUUCCGGAGGACGCUAUGAACCCCGAAAACCGCGACAAGUUCGACCGCGUCGGCUGGUUCUCGCGCCACGGCGACAAUGUCUGGAAGCCAAUCGUCGACAAGGUCGUCGCUGCUCUGAAGGAACAGGGCGUUACGCGCUUCGGGACGACUGGCUACUGCUACGGUGCUCCCUCUGCGUUCUACCUCGCAUACAGCAACACGAGCCAAGUCACAGUCGUGUCGCACCCUGGCCGGCUUCAGGUACCUGGUGAUCUCGAGAAAUACCGUGCGGAGUCGAAGGCCCCUCUCCUAAUCAACAGUUGCGAAGUAGACAGCUGGUUCCCGCCCGAGUCUCAGAAGAUCGCAGAUGAGGUCUUCGGCGAUGGAAAAUUCGCGCCUGGCUAUGAAAGGACAUACUGGGAUGGAUGUACCCAUGGCUUCGCUGUUCGCGGUGACAUGAGCAACCCGAAGGUGAAGGCGGGAAAAGAAGGAGCCUUUGAGGCGAUGAUCAAGUUGUACAAGAAGCAUCUCUGAGUCUCAUGUGCUGAAAGAACGGUCUCGG